Messenger RNA from Babesia bovis T2Bo, 867 nucleotides. Its product is annotated as putative integral membrane protein. The record is from RefSeq and is a predicted model, not a curated record. Bases 9 to 857 code for a protein of 282 amino acids. The transcript has 8 exons. NCBI's taxonomy places the organism in Eukaryota, Apicomplexa, Aconoidasida, Piroplasmida, Babesiidae. Gene Ontology annotation, cellular component: acetylcholine-gated channel complex.
GUUUUAGAAUGUUACAUCAAUACCUAGUGGUGACGGCAACAGCCGUCUGGUACCUCUCAGAGGGAGUACAUGCUUCCGAUAGAAUCGCACCCGGGAAGUUCAGAUUCUCCGAUGAAAUACUAUAUUUGAAAGACGAAGAUGAGCAUGUCCUGGAUCUCAAACCAGAAGUAAACGUGAAGCCAGCAGCUCCCGCUGUAACAGAAACCAAAAAAACAGAAGAAAAAACACCUGCAAAAGAGCAGAAGACCACUUCUGCAGCAGCAACUACACAGAAGACACAACCACAGGAGCAGCCAGUGGAAAUAAGAACACAGUCUGUUGGUUAUACAGUGGAUUCUUAUCCCAACCCGGCUACCAACCCAGGGCUAUGCAUCCAAUCACCAUCACUGUCACACAACUUCGUGUGCGAUCCGGACGGAAUAUUAAUCGCAGAACAGCAGACGGAAUUAAACGACCUGCUACGCCAGGCCAAAGGAUACAGGAUUUUCGCGGUACUAGCACGUAGUAUACUAUUGCAGCCGAAUCAAAAUGAUGUACAAACCACCUUCGCUAAACAACUUCUAAAGGCAUGGGACACCGCAGAGGUUGGAACCAUAAUUCUCGUGUAUGUAGAGAAUAUGGAACAACUCAAGAUAGUGACCAAUGUGGCUCAAAGUGUACUCCCACAGGAGGAUCUGUCCAAGAUAGAAAAGGACUUUUACAAGGAUCAUUCCGAAGUUUUCAACGCCAUAAAGAAGGCUGUUGAAGCCAUAGAGGCUAGAUUAUUACACACUUCAAAGGGGUACAUUUACCUGGCAUUGUUUUUAGCCGUAGGUGUUGGAGCUUACCUCUCGCACGGCAAACUUAAAAAGUGCUAGAGUGCUCCCG